Molecule: messenger RNA, 2199 nt
Organism: Fonsecaea nubica
Lineage: Eukaryota; Fungi; Ascomycota; Eurotiomycetes; Chaetothyriales; Herpotrichiellaceae
Exons: 6
Coding region: 1-2199 (732 amino acids)
Biological process (GO): DNA-templated transcription; regulation of transcription by RNA polymerase II
Cellular component (GO): chromatin
Molecular function (GO): RNA polymerase II cis-regulatory region sequence-specific DNA binding; DNA-binding transcription factor activity, RNA polymerase II-specific; zinc ion binding
Source: RefSeq, a predicted model, not a curated record
AUGGAAAACUUCCACGACUUGAUCAGGAGCCAGGCGCUCCUCUCUUCAGCGUGCGCUAAACAAACAGCAACACCUUCCAGCGCGUCCAGCGCUCCAGAGAAGCGCGCCAUCAAACUCGACAUACCGGAGCUAAACCGUUCUCUUGUGUUUUUUGCUCUCGAGACUUCUCACGCAAGUACGAUAUUUGUGCCUUGUCCGUUCCUCGAAAUCGUCCCACUGAUGCCGGAGGCAGAGAUCGAUUACAAACCCAUUAUAGCCAUUGUCAACGGCGAGGAGACCGAGAUGUCCCCAGUUCGAUUCCCAAAGGCCGAAGGCCGCAUGCCUGUUGCAUUUCGUCCAAGAUUCGCUGCGACGGAGGCAGUCCUUGUGCACCGUGCAAGAAGAAACAAGUUGCCUGCCGUCAAAAGCACUCCCUUCGCGAAAGUUCAAGUAGGCAUUCCAAACUUCUUCACAGAAAGACACGGACUGUUGGUGAUGCUGACUACCCUUCCAGUUGCCGAAGAAUUAGGCCCGUUAGGCGACCGCGUCUCCAUUCAAGCGCUUCUAAACGGCGGUACCGACACCUUCACAGAAACGUUUAAUCUUCCCCCUUGCGAUGAUCGGCAAAGAGGACUGCAGUUUCAUCAACAACACGAAGAAGGAGAGGAUGAAGAGACCGAUACCGUGGCCCCAAAAUCAGAGGUUGAAAGUCCAGCCACUUUCGACUUCUCCGGGAUGUUCCAAAUACCUAUGGGGUUUGACGAUCAGUACCUCGACUUUUGGACAGGGCCUUUCGGACUGACUCAGUCUCCUUCCUAUACUGAUUUGCAGCUGGAAGUUUACGAUCCGUCCAUUAUAUCCCCAGAGGCUCAGAUUAGCUCCACACCUUCUAGCUCGACGCAGCAACCUUCGGAUCAGGCGCAAUAUGUUUCAGCACUGAAUAUGGCAAUUUACAACAAACUAUGGUGCCUGGCCCUGGAUGAAAAAUCUCGCCAGGAACUGACUGCAUGCCUGAAUUUCUUGCUAACCUCGGAGAAAAUCCGCAAGUUCAUCUCCCUUUACUUUCGUAAUUGGCACCUGAACUGUCCCAUCAUACAUCGACCGUCAUUCGACCCCGGCAAAGUCCCAGUCGGUUUAGUUAUCAGUGUGGUCUUUAUUGGCGCCAUGUACUCGAAAGAUCAGACAGAAAGGCUAGCCGCGAAGAGACUGGUCGAUGUUGCGGAAUUGGUGGUUUUCGACUCGGAAAUUUUCUCCUUCGAAGCUGAAGUCACUCGAUCCAUACAAAAUGACUACCUACAAGCACCUUCAGACACUCUUCAGCAGGACCAUGACUGGGAGGUUUUUCAAGAGCUUCAGGCUGGCUACUUGAUGGUUGUUGCCCAGUAUUGGGGCGGAUCCCGAGGGUCCAAACGAAGGGCAAUGCAAUCUCGGCUCGGAGAUGUCAUUAAUGUCGCUCGAAGCAUGCAGUUACACCAUGCUCGUCAUCGGCCGUCUGAUCGCAUUUCGGAAGUCGCUUGGCUGCAAAAAGAGACAAAGAUCCGCACCAUCUCUGUCAUUGCAUUGCUGGAUUGCGCCAUGCGAAUCUACUCAAACUAUCCAUGCCGCAUAACCCUUGGCGAACUCGAUAAUGAUCUUCCUUGUAAAGAGGCCAUCUUCAGCUCACGACACCCUUUCAUGCAGGACGACUCGAUCUUUGCACCACGAUUAACCAUGUCUCAAGCCUUCGCUCUUCUUUUUGACGGAAAAGCAAGGACUUCUGAUUCAGCAAAAGAGUCGAUGCUAGAUGCAGGCGAAUCUGAAAACGGAACGACCUUGGAAGAGACAGAAGGCAAUUGCAAUCUCACCAUCUUUGACCUGUUCAUUCUCAUCCAUUUUUUGUACACAUACGUACAUUCCUGUGUAAUGACCAUGUCACUUAACCUACCCACGACCAAUUUUGGUCGCCGGAUUAAUGGGGCAAAGACUUCCAAUUUCGCCGUCAGCUCCAUGGGUCAAGAUAUCAAAGGCGCUUUGGACAGAUGGCGCCAACUGUGGGAAGUUCUUUGCUCACAAACGUCAGAUAAAUCCCUGAAAGCUGAAGGCAUGUACCGCAAUGCUCUUCACUUCUGGAUCGUCCUUCAAUCCAUCAUGGCCAAAGAGGAGGCAGUCGAUGUUAUCACCAGCAUGGAGGUCAACUGCGAUGACGCAUUGACGAAGCUCAAGGUCCUCUUUCAGGACUAA